Messenger RNA from Trematomus bernacchii (emerald rockcod), 2495 nucleotides. RefSeq names its product E3 ubiquitin/ISG15 ligase TRIM25-like. Bases 43 to 1695 code for a protein of 550 amino acids. Gene Ontology annotation, molecular function: zinc ion binding; protein binding. The record is from RefSeq and is a predicted model, not a curated record. The transcript has a single exon. Lineage: Eukaryota; Metazoa; Chordata; Actinopteri; Perciformes; Nototheniidae.
UUCACUUCUGUCUGUAGUUCAUAACUAUCACUGAGAGGUGGAAUGGCGCAUGGAGGAGUUCAGCUGGACCGGGAAAACUUCUCUUGUCCCAUCUGUCUGGAUCCCCUGAAGGACCCGGUGACUAUCCCCUGUGGACACAACUACUGCAAGGACUGUAUUCAAAGCUUCUGGGAUGGAAAGCUAAUCUACGGCUGCCCUCAGUGUAGAAAGAGCUUCACACCGAGGCCUGUCCUGCUGAAAAACACCAUGUUAGCAGCUUUAGUGGAGGAGCUGAAGAAGACUGGACUCCAAGAAGCUCCUGCUGAUCACUGCUAUGCUGGAGCUGAAGAUGUGUCCUGUGAUGUCUGCACUGGGAGGAAACUGAGAGCCUUCAGGUCCUGUCUGCAGUGUGUGGCCUCUUACUGUGAGACACACCUCCAGCCUCACUUUGAAUCAGCUGCAUUACAGAAACACAAGCUGGUGGAGCCCUCCAAGAAGCUCCAGGAGAACGUGUGCUCUCGUCACGACGAGGUGAUGAAGAUGUUCUGCCGCACUGAUCAGCAGUCCAUCUGUUAUCUCUGCUCUUUGGAGGAACACAAAGGCCACGACACAGUGUCAGCUGCAGCAGAGAGGACUGAGAGGCAGAGAGAGCUGGAGGGGAGUCGACUCAACAUCCAGCAGAGAAUCCAGGACAGAGAGAAGGAGGUGAAGCUGCUUCAAGACGAGGUGGAUGGAAUCAGUCGCUCUGCUGAUAAAGCAGUGGAGGACAGUGAAAAGAUGUUCACUGAGCUGAUCCAUCUCAUGAAGAAGAGAAGCUCUGAAGUGAAGCAGCAGGUCAGAUCCCAGCAGGACAGGGAAGUGAGUCGAGUCAAAGAGCUUCAGGAGAUGCUUGAGCAGGAGCUCAGGGAUCUGAAGAGGAGAGACGCUACGCUGGAGCAGCUCUUACUCACAGAGGGUCACACCCAGUUUCUGCACAACUUUCUGCCAGCUCUCACUAAACACUCAUCCAGCUUCAACGUCCGUCCUCUCAGAUACUUUGAGGACGUGACAGCGACCGUGUCAGAAGUCAGAGAUAUACUACAGGACGUACUGAGGGACAACUGGGCCAACAUCUCACUCACGGUCAGUGCAGUGGAUGUUUUACUGUCACCACCAGAGCCUGAGACCAGAGCUGGAUUCUUAAAAUAUUCACGUGAAAUCACUCUGGAUCCAAACACAGCACACACUCGGCUGUUAUUAUCUGAGGGGAAUAGAAAAGCUACUGUAACGAGAGAAACACAGCCCUAUCCCAGUCACCCAGACAGAUUCGCUUUUAACGAGCAUGUCCUGAGCCGAGAGAGUCUGACUGGUCGUUGUUACUGGGAGGUGGAGCGGAGUGGAGGUCUUUCUAUAGCCGUCGCUUACAAGGAAACCACCAGAUCAGGGGGGUUGAAUGAUUCUAGCUUUGGACACAAUGACACAUCCUGGGCUUUAGAGUGUUACAAAAAAAGUUAUACAUUCUGGUACAACAAUAUCAAAACUCCCGUCUCAGGUCCCUGGUCUAGCAGAAUCGGAGUUUACCUGGAUCACAGUGCAGGUAUUCUGUCCUUCUACAGCGUCACUGACACCAUGACCCUCCUGCACCGAGUCCAGACCGCCUUCACUCAGCCGCUGCAUGCUGGACUUUGGCUUUAUUAUUAUUCUGGAGACACCGCUGAGUUCUGUAAACUCAAAUAGACAGAAGUGAUUCACUGGGUUCUCAAACGUUUUCCUUGAGGAAGCCCUUUGUUAUCAUUAAGUGAACUAACACUGCUGGCUGAUUGUUGUGGUGUUUCUUCAGCUGUCAAUCAAACAUGAGGGGCGGUACCUCUAUCUGUAGUUGUUGUGUAAGUGUUUGACUUUCUUUAGCUGUGUGUUCAGCCAUGGAUGCUCUCACUGCUCAUGGUGUUUCUCUGCAGGAACUCUUCUCUGUGUCCACAUGUCGGAGGAAGAUUUGUAUUCAUGUGUUUCUUUGCUGCUGUUUCUCUUCCACUGCAGGGCUCUGCAGAGAGGAAGCAGCAGACCUCCUUUAUCCUGCACACUUUGUUCUCUCUGUGAGCAUUUGUAACGUCUAUAACCCCAUGUGUUUGUUAUUAUAAGUUUUAUAGAGGUGUAAUCAUCCUGAUCAUAAUCAAUAAGGAGAGGAUUCAUGAUGUUUUCUUACAGAGCGGAGAUUGUGCUCAGACAGUGAUUGUGUGGAUUAGUCAGCUGUGAUUACGGGAACAUUCAUAACUCUUGUAUUGCUUCUGUAUCACUGCAGAUAGUUAUUAUCAUAACAUUAAUCAUGACAAGUUAUUUUAUUUAGCAGUAAAAUCAAAGAACGUUGUACAAAUCAAUAGCAUAAAGCUCAGUGUGAAAUCUGCAGUUUGAAGAUUAUAAAGGACAACCUUUGUGGACAGUAGUUGCUAUGUUUACCCAGCAUGCUCUCUGUUUGUGUUGAUCAGAUUUUGGACACUUUAUGAUGUCAUAACGAUGUUUUGCUUGUCUAACCAUUAGCC